GGGUGUGUGUAUUGAGUAAUACUGGACAGUGAGAGUUUGCCAUCAGGUUGAGGCGCUGUACUACGUGGCCAGUACCAUUCUACCCUGCUAUUCAGGCACAGUCCCACCAGGAGAGGAGUACGGACCCUAACCUAUCCACUGGAGUGUGUGCUGUGCAACGAGUGAGUGAUUUAAUUUGACGUGAGUACACAAAGCUUUUGAAGUGUUGUGGUGUGUCCUUGUUGUUCGUACUCACCUUAGGAGGGAUUGAACCCUGUGGAUGCCAUUGGGGGCCGCCUUGACGGUGUGUGCCCAACCAACUCAUUUACGCUCUGUAGCGGUGUCCAGCAGGAGCUACGUGGAAACACCGAGUGAGAUCUUCGCCUGCCUAGGGAAGAGGACGUGCGGUCAUUGGCCGUUUGGAGUUUACUCAGCGGGACGUAGCGUGUUGGCCCCGGCCGUGAGUGCAUUGGACGGUUGCGGUGAUGUAUGGAUUUAAAUUCUGAACUUACCUUCUCAUGAGCUAAAGCUAACUUACCCAGAAACGACCCACAGCCUUAGAAAACCUGUAACGCAAGGAAGAUACUUACCUUUGCACGGGCUAAAGCUAACUUACCCCGCCACGACCCACAGCCCUAGAGAACCUGUAAAGUAAAGAAGAUACUUACCUUCGCACGAGCUAAAGCUAACUUACCCAGCCACGACCCACAGCCUUAGAGAAUCUGUAAAGCAAGGAAGAUACUUACCUUCGCACGAGCUAAAGCUAACUUGCCCAGCAACGACCCACAGCCCUAGAGAACCUGUAAAGCAAGGGAGAUACUUACCUUUGCACGAGCUAAAGCUAACUUACCCAGCCACGACCCACAGCCCUAGAGAAUCUGCAAAGCAAGGAAGAUACUUACCUUUGCACGAGCUAAAGCUAACUUACCCAGCGACGACCCCUAGCCCUAGAGAACCUGCAAAGAAGGGAAGAUACUUACCUUAUCGCUGGUACAGGCACCCAGAAAGAAGGCAUAGUGUGAGUGAUCCAACGAAGAACUUACUUUGUUGUUUAUUCUGCCCUCAGGAGGAACGAGGCGCGCCACGGAAAGUCCUUAUACGCAGGAGGUGGGCCGAGGAUGAAGGAGCUCCGCCCGGCCCUUGCCCUGUUGUCCCCUGGCCCCGCAGAGAAGGCUUCUCCCCUCCAACGUCCCCGGCCCCGUAGUACUCCCUCUGAGGGCGAGAAGCGAGACUUUUUUUAGAUUCCCUUUCCCCAUUCCCCACUAUAGUUUAAAACAAUAAACUUUAUUUAAAUUAUUUAAAAUUACUUAUCUCUUGUUGCUUGGUCAUUGGAGUGCUUUUGGGACCUCCUCGAGGUGGAACUUGGGAAAGAGCGAGACGCACACAGUCUGUGGUCCGCUCCGACCUGUGACAAAUAUGGGCCAAUAUUUCUAAAGAAUGUUCUUAGCACCUUGUUGAAUCAAUGCCACGUAGAAUUAAGGCAUGUCUGAAGGUGAAAGGGGUUCAAACACAGUAUUAGUAUAAGUCCUUUAGAUGAUCUCUCUGCUGACCCCUGUGAGAACUACACUGUGCUGGACAACACUUGGAGAGCCACCAACUAUUAUUCCGGCUCCAUGUGUGACACCUCUGUCAGUUGGGUCGGCUGGUAUCGGCUUUACCUUAAUGGCCAAAAUGUUAGAAUGCCAGAAACAUGUGUUAUUAACUAUAGGUGUGGUACUGUCUACCCACUGUGGCUAAGAGGUGGACACCCAAAACCUGAGGAUGGAGUGGUCACCAGAGAUGUUUGUGGUUAUGCGGACUAUUACUGCUGCUAUUAUCAGUCAUAUCCCAUUAGAGUCAAAGCCUGCACAGGUGGUUAUUAUGUCUAUGAGUUUGUUAAACCAACUAGAUGCAAUAUGGCAUACUGUGCAGAUCUUAGCAGUGUUAACUCCAUCAACACAACAAUCAGUUCAACAGACCCCUGCAACAACUACACUGUGCUGAACGAUUCAAGAAGAUCCACCAACUAUUAUUCUUCCUCCUUCAUGUGUGACGUCUCUGUCAGUUGGGUUGGCUGGUAUCGACUUUACCUUAAUGGCCAGAGCACUCGAAUGCCAGAAACAUGUGUUGAAGAAAACAUGUGUGGUACUGCAUAUCCACUUUGGCUUAGUGGUGGACACCCAAAACCUGAGGAUGGAGUGGUCACCAGAGAUGUUUGUGGUCAUGGAAACAACUACUGCUGCUAUUAUCGGUCAAAUCCCAUUAGAGUCAAAGCCUGCACAGGUGGUUUUUAUGUCUAUGAGCUUGUUAGACCAACUACAUGCAAUAUGGCAUACUGUGCAGAUGAUUUCUCUGCUGACCCCUGCUACAACUACACUGUGCUGGACAAUUCAAGAAGAGCCACCAAUUAUAAUUCAUCCAACACGUGUGACAGAAAUGUCAACUGGGUCGGCUGGUAUCGGCUUUACCUUAACGGCCAAAAUGUUCGAAUGCCAGAAACAUGUGUUGAUAACUCAAAGUGUGGUACUGAUGCCCCACUGUGGCUAAGAGGUGGACACCCAAAACCUGAAGAUGGAGUGGUCACCAGAGAUGUUUGUGGUCACCAUGACAAUUACAUCUGCUAUUUUCAGUCAUAUCCCAUUAGAGUCAAAGCCUGCACAGGUGGUUAUUAUGUCUAUGAGUUUGUUAAACCAUCUACAUGCAAUAUGGCAUACUGUGCAGAUGUUGACAGCAUAAACAAAACCUACAUAAGUGUCACGCCAGCGAUCACCACACCUGGUUUAAAUAUAACACAGCUUACAAAUUGCACGGGAACUUCUUGCAUACAGAAUCUUCUCGAGCAGUUAGAAAAUAUUACAGUUCUCAAUUUAACGGAUGUGAUCAAACUUUUGGACAUGGUCUUUAUGACUUUAGAGGAGAUAAACUCAUCAUUCAGUGACACAAGAAAACAAGCGUCAGAUGUGUUAAAAGUCAGUGAGAAGCUUAUCUCAAUGUUGGUGAAGCCAACAAACACCUAUGACAAUGUCAGUUUCACUCGUGCAGCUGUGGAGGCACAAGUCUUCAUGGUUGGACCGCGGGCCACCUUAAAUAAAAUCCCCCAGCUCGACACAACAAAUGCUUCUAUAGACAUUGAUCUCAUUGGGAUCGCCAAGAACAACAAUGGAACAGGAUCAGCUGCUGUGGCUUUCAUGAGCUACAACACAAUGGAGAACCUACUGAAACCAGACUUCUUCAACAAAUCGAAUAACACAGUUAAUACCAUGAUGUCUACUGUCAUCUCUGCUACUCUUCCUAAAACCACCAACACAACCCUCACCAAACCAGUCAACUUCACCCUCAGACACAUCAGAGAGUUUGUAUCUGGAGGAAAUCUUUCCUGUGUGUACUGGAACAUCACUGAGUGGAUUGUAGAUGGUUGCUCUGUUGUACAGACCAACAACAACUACACGGUGUGUUCAUGUGUUCAUCUGUCAACAUUCGCUCUCAUCAUGCAAACCAGCAGCAGCCCAUCAGAGGAUGAUCAUCUGAUGGAGUCGAUGAAUAUGGUGUUUGUGAUCGUGGGUCUGGUGUUUACUAGUUUGGCUCUGUUGACUUUGGCUUUCUGUCGAUGGAAACCUGGAGUGAACAAUGUAGCUCGAAUCAACCUCUGCAUCAGUCUGCUGUCUGCUCAUCUUCUGUUCUUACUCACACAACGAUUCCUGACUCUAAUAAAAUAUUACAAGGAGUUGUGUGCUGUGAUAUCAGGAGCUCUUCACUUCUUCUUUCUCUCCUGCUUUGUGUGGAUGUUCAUUGAAGCUGUGCUGCUCUUCAUCUGUGUGAAGAACCUAUCACAGAUCAGCUCCAGACAGAGGGCGAUGCUUAGCAGCAGAUUCUUGAUUGUGAUUGGAUAUGUGAUUGCUUUUGUUAUAGUGGGCGUGUCUGUUGGACUGGUUCCUGAAGGUUAUGGCAGCGAACAAUGCUGGAUUAAACAGGAGAAAGGGUUCAUCUGGAGUUUUCUGGGACCUGUUUGCUUUAUUCUUGCAAUAAACACGAUUCUCUUCAUCAGUAUCAUCAUCAGUCUAAACUCAACUCUCAAAAAGCUCAACGCUGAAGUUUCACAGAUGAAACAGACCAAGAUUAUGGUUUUUAAAACUCUGGCCCAGUCUGUGAUUCUUGGUUGUCCCUGGAUUCUGGGUUUCUUCACUGAAAACAAUCAAAUGAUGAAGAUUCUCUUCCUGAUCCUGAACUCACAGCAAGGAACCUUCAUCUUUCUGGUCUACUGUGUCCUCAGUAAUGAGGUCAGACAGCAGUAUAUGAAGUGGAUGAGAGCUCUCCUCCCUUGACACAACCCAGAACCAUUAAAAGUGCCCUCCAACAAACAUUAAUAAUUACAUGAUUUAUGAUGAGGUUGAGAAACUGAUUUAAUCACUGUUUUGUAGUUUAUACUUAUUUAAUCAAAAAGAAGUAUGGAUCUCUUCAAAUAUACUUCAAAUAUAACAUCCCAGAUAGCAUGCAACCAUUGAAACAAU
Messenger RNA from Paramisgurnus dabryanus, 4466 nucleotides. The record is from RefSeq and is a predicted model, not a curated record. Lineage: Eukaryota; Metazoa; Chordata; Actinopteri; Cypriniformes; Cobitidae.